CCUCCAAUUUUCUCAUCUCUGAAACGGCCCCAACAUUCCCCCAUUUUUCUCUCUCUCUCUCCCCCUGCAAUUUGUAAAAUUUUCCUGGAAAAUAUCCGUCUUUCCAAGAAAAUUUUUAACAUUUCUCGUUACUCAAAUUUUAUCCAUAUGUUGUGCAAUUUCCUCUAAUAUAAGUUUUUUCUUUUUUUAAAAACUUCUAAAUCUGUCUCUAUGUCUUCUGUAGUUUCGUCAUCGUCUUAUUGGUGUUACAGUUGCAGCCGGUUCGUUAGGGUUUUGAAUCAGGAUGCGAUAAUAUGUCCGGACUGCGACAGUGGUUUCGUGGAGGAGAUCGAGAAUCCGCCACGCGGAAUCCAAACCACCGACAUACAACACCGCCGCCUGAGGAGGUUUCCGGCGGGCUCGAUGUACAUGAUCGGUAGUGAUAAUAACCACAGGCACAGUGACCGGUCUAAUCGAGAUCAAAAUACCUCUGCCGGUCCGUUUCUUCGCAGAAGCCGAAGAACUGGCGGCGAUCGGUCUCUUUUUAAUCCAGUUAUCGUUCUCCGUGGACCGGACAGGCCGGUUAUUGGAGCAGAUGUUGAAAAUAACGGUAACGGUUAUGAAUUGUACUAUGACGACGGUGAAGGCGCUGGUUUGAGACCGUUACCACGAAGUAUGUCGGAGUUUUUAUUAGGAUCUGGAUUUGAACGGUUGAUUGAGCAGUUAUCGCAGGUUGAUAUGAAUGGAAUCGGCGGUUAUGAGCAUCCACCGGCUUCAAAGGCCGCAAUUGAAUCUUUGCCGUUCGUUUCUAUCGAUGUGAGUCAUGUAGAAAUGGAAUCACACUGUGCUGUUUGUAAAGAAGCUUUUGAAUUACGAUCUGAAGCUAGAGAAAUGCCGUGUAAACAUAUUUAUCAUCCUGAUUGUAUACUCCCGUGGUUAUCGCUUCGUAAUUCUUGUCCCGUUUGUAGGCAUGAAUUGCCUGCCGAUAAUAAUCAAGACAUUAGUGAGGAAACUGAUAAUGGAGCGAACGGACAAGGACAAUUUGUGGGUUCAAAUAAUGAUGAGGAGGCAGUAGGAUUAACAAUUUGGAGGUUACCUGGAGGAGGGUUUGCGGUGGGGCGGUUUUCGGGAGGAAGGAGAGGUGGUGAUAGAGAGCUUCCGGUUGUUUACACGGAGAUGGAUGGUGGGUUUAACAAUGGCGGAGGUGUGCCGAGGAGGGUUUCCUUUGGGUCAAGAGGGAGUAGAGGAGACAGAGACAGAGGUGGGUUGAUUCGAAGGGCUUUUAGCAAUUUGUUUGGGUGUUUUAGCCGGUCAGGCAGUUCAAGCUCGGCUUCAGAUUCGAGGAUAAGGAGGAGAAGUAGAACGGCUUCCAUGUUUAAUAUAUCAGCGCGGAGGAGAAGGGGUUGGGAUGUUACGGUUAACACUAGUGGUGGAAGAAGAUGAUGACAAAUGAAUGAGAAAAAUAUCUUUUCAUUGUAUAUAUUGAGAGAUACUGAGAUAAUAUUGAAAAGGGUUCCCAUUUCACGGAAUUGAAAAGAUUUAUGGAAUUGAGGUUCAGUUUACAAAUAACUAAAGCUGUUAUCUUGGAAGAAGAUGAAGCAGCAGAGGUGACAAUUAAGCUUCAAUGGAAAAGCCGUGAAGUCAAUAGUUUGGCAUUGUGGGAGAAAGAGGGUACAUGAUUUCAUGUACCAUAAAUCAAUUUGCAAGUUUCAUGAAUCGAAGUAGAGGGCCUGCCUUUUAUAUUAAUUGUUCUUUUUUAUAAUUAUUUGUAAUCUGUAACUAGCUAUAGUUCGUUUAUCAUGUCAUUCUUUUUCCAAGAACUCUAUAAGUCUUAUCCUGCUUAUGAAAAGUUUUUGUUUCUUGAA
Mangifera indica (mango) is the source of this 1844-nucleotide messenger RNA. Its product is annotated as probable E3 ubiquitin-protein ligase RHC2A. Bases 211 to 1422 code for a protein of 403 amino acids. The transcript has a single exon. Gene Ontology annotation, molecular function: ubiquitin protein ligase activity. Gene Ontology annotation, cellular component: cytoplasm. The record is from RefSeq and is a predicted model, not a curated record. Lineage: Eukaryota; Viridiplantae; Streptophyta; Magnoliopsida; Sapindales; Anacardiaceae. Gene Ontology annotation, biological process: protein ubiquitination.